Candidozyma haemuli is the source of this 1044-nucleotide messenger RNA. RefSeq lists its product as uncharacterized. Bases 1 to 1044 code for a protein of 347 amino acids. Gene Ontology annotation, biological process: chromatin remodeling; regulation of transcription by RNA polymerase II. Lineage: Eukaryota; Fungi; Ascomycota; Pichiomycetes; Serinales; Metschnikowiaceae. The record is from RefSeq and is a predicted model, not a curated record. Gene Ontology annotation, cellular component: SAGA-type complex; nucleus. The transcript has a single exon. Gene Ontology annotation, molecular function: protein binding; transcription coactivator activity; chromatin binding.
AUGACGCUUUUAUACCAGCCCAUUUCAAGAACUUUCGGGCAGAGAGAUGGAUGUCUUACCCCCAGUAACCAGGAAGAAACCAUGAAGUACAAGAACGAUAAGCUCAAUUACGAAGCUUCGGGCUCCAGCUCCAGAAACCACGAGAUCUUGUCUCCUCCAGCUUCGCCUUACCAGAAACACGAAAACACAUACACUGUGCUGCCAGCGCCAGCAUCAUCUGCUUCAGGAACGGUGCCUAGAGCGCUGAAGGUGUACAUGGAGAACGACAGACCAUUCAGCUUAGAGAACUAUAAGAGCUAUACACUUACCGUGAGCCCCUGGACGCAGCUUGGCGGUAACUAUAAAGCUAGACAGAUGAACUUUUUGCGCCAGUACCAGGCUGUUUCGAAGGAGCAGCAGAAUGUGCAGCUGUUGCGGUUGGCUGAAAAGCGUGCUGCCGCUGCUGUUUCCAAUAAGAGAAGACGUCCUGAGGUGAGAAGACCUUUGAGCUCCGAGGAGGAUAGUGAAAACGAUAAGGAGAAGGUGAGAACGCGUAGAGUUGUUCGUGAGCACCUGGCGGCGCUUUCUGAGAUUGAAAUGGAUGCCUCCAGGCCUCCUUCGCCUGCUCCAAAGAGAAGAAAGGUGAAGAAGGAGACUUCUUACGCCAGCUCGCCCUUGGCGGUUCAACAAGCUGCACUCAUUGACGAGUCGAUUCCAGACUACUCGCCUGACCCUGAAGAGACUUUGCCAAAGGGUAACAACCGUAGUCUCAAGAUUGAAUGGAAGGGCCAGCCUAUGGACUUGAAGAAUGAUCCUCAGGUCGAUAAGUUGCACCCAGCCGAGGUUGUGUUGGCGCUGACGUUGCGUUUACCUGCAAACGUCUACUUGGACUCGAAGAGACGUCUUUUCUUUGAGAAGGUGAACAGAAUGCGUGGCGAUAUGCCUUUCAGAAGAACGGACGCCCAGAAGGCGUGCCGUAUUGAUGUUAACAAGGCCAGUAGACUUUUCGCUGCUUUUGAAAAAGUUGGCUGGCUUGAAGAUAAGAACUUUGUCAAGUUCCUUUAG